AACUUGGCUUCACUUUACUAGCAAACCCACAGCCAGUCUUCGCCGGUCUGUACUGCGUGGUGUACGUAUUGAACGAAGUCCCGAUACGCGCGAAAAUUCGCGAGUGAAUAGUGACAGUGUUGUGCUAUACAGGAUUUGUAAAUCUGGAGCUGUACGCGUUUUUGUGGAGAAGAAGCUCGUGUAAUGCAACGAUGGCGACGCGAGCGGUGAGAGCGGCGCUGCUCUGCGCAUGCCUAUUGUUCGUACAACAAGCAAGCGCCGAGCUCAGAGGACGAUGUCCCGCCGAAGACGGCGCGUGUCCGCCGCGAGCGACUCCCUGCCAUGAGGACGACGACUGCGGCGAUCAGAUCUGCUGCAACACUUCGUGUGGAAGAACUUGUGUUGAACCACUUUACACUGGCUGUGAGAACAUAAAGCUGUCGUCUGAGAGAAUAUCAAGAGCGCUUGCGGCCGAAAACACGCGUAGUGGACGAGGUGUCAUUCGGUCUCCACGAUCUCCGAGGUGCAAAGUGUCGGACGGAGAGUUUGAGGAGAUUCAGUGCGACAAUGAGAUUGUUAGCACGUGUUGGUGCGUUGACGCCGCUGGGUUCGAGGUUCCUGGCACCAGAGCGCCUGCGGCAGGGCUUGUCAACUGCACCAACUCAGCUCCAUGUGCAGCCCACACUUGCCGAAUGUUGUGUCCCCUCGGGUUUGAGCUGGACAACCGUGGCUGUCCGUUGUGCAAAUGCAGAGAUCCCUGCUCAGGUGUCACUUGUCCAGGACAAUUGGCUUGCCAGUUGGAGGAGACUCCGUGUUUGAGGCCGCCUUGUCCGCCUGUACCAACAUGUAAAAGAGGUCGUAGUCUACAAAAUAUAUGCCCAGUUGGAGAACCACUUUUGAUAUCAGAAACUAGUAGGCCCGUCUUAUGUGGCACGGAUCCAGGAAAACCGAACUGUCCGCCGCUUUAUAGAUGUCUGGUUGAAUCAGGAAACGACUAUGGAGUGUGCUGCCCCGCGUCCCUAGAGCUUCAGAAAGCUGGUACAUGUCCAGCAGCAUCUACUACAGACCUUGAUUGUGGAACACCCUGUGCUCACGAUCUAGAAUGUCCUUCGAUGCAGAAGUGCUGUGACGGCGGUGAAUGUGGAAGACACUGCACGCUACCACACAACGUUACAAUGUGUACGCAGCAGAAGAUGCUGGCAGAGUUGUUGGUUGUCAGUGAAAAAGAGGGUAGAGGAUACGUGCCCCAGUGUACAGCUGAUGGUGCUUUUGUAUCGAAGCAGUGCUCGAGAAAUGGACUCGUUUGUUGGUGCGUGGACACAGACGGCAACAAACUUCGAGGCUCAAUGGGUCCAUCAGAUACAGUUCGCUGUUCCCCAACCCCUCGACCUGCCCGAUCUGGGGGACGGAGUCUAAGCUCCUGUGCAAGAGCACUCUGCGCCGGGGUCUGUGAAUACGGCUACAAGACCGGCAGCGAUGGAUGCCCUACGUGCGAAUGUGACGACCCCUGCGCUGGCUUCCCUUGUGCUGAUGGAGAGGAGUGCGUGCGAGUGCGAGAUGCUGAUUGUUCGGGUGAAUUGUGCACUGGAUACCCUGUGUGUCGUCCCAAAAUUUCCUACGACAAUCCUUGUGAGGAGGGCGUACCAGCAACUGACGAGGAAGGCUCACUCAUAGCUUGUGGUACAGUCCAAGAUUGCCCCAGCGGUCACUUGUGCGCUACAGCGCGACGAAGCGGCGCCGCUGUCUGCUGUCCAAACCCUAACUUUAUGGACAAUUCUACAGACUCGGAGGUUUUAGAAAUUAACUUCGAGUCCUGCGGUCCGGAAGCCGAGGCAGUUUGCAGCGUGAACUCAACCAUCAACUGUUCGGAAGGCGUUUGUGAGGAGGGUCUCAUCUGCUGCACCACAGAGAGCUGCGGCCCUGUAUGCGUGGAUGCUGCCAAGAUGCGACUACAGACCGAUAGAGUGGAUGAUACACCUACUAUGUGCGAAUAUCUUCGUGACUUCGACGAGAAAAUGGAAGGAACUGUUGACGGUAUGAAGUUGGCACUGCCAGCCCCGACCUGCCAACCCGAUGGCUCGUUCGCACCACAGCAGUGCGCCGGUGGACGCUGUUGGUGUGUCGACUCUUUUGGCACGGAGAUACCAGAGACCAGAAGUAGCAAUGCUUCUGAUGUGGAUUGUGACAAGUUGCGAUCAGAACUAUCAUGUUUGGAGCUGACCUGUCGGAUGGGCUGUGACUACGGGUUCGAGCUGGGCGCGGGCCGCUGUCCCACAUGCAGGUGUCGAGACCCUUGCGCUGGAGUGACGUGUCCCGCAGGGCGUGCGUGCGCGCUCGUAGACGUGGCCUGUGACGCGGACUACUGCCCCCCUGUGCCAGCCUGUUUACCCCGCAAAGCUGGCCAGUGCCCAUACCUAGUGCCAUGGACGGGUGCGUGCGAGUGGGCGUGCCGCACGGACGCGGAGUGCGGCGCUGAGCAACGCUGCUGUGCGACUGGUUGCGGCACUGCCUGCACCUCUGUAGUGCAUCAAUCUGCUUGUCAGCAACGAAGAGCACUCGCCUUACACACAGCAGCGGAGAGCGGCAACCCGCCGUCCUGGACAUGGGUGCCGGACUGCAGGCCGGACGGAACCUACGCGCAGGUGCAGUGCAGCGGGUCCGGCACUAAAAUGUGCUGGUGCGUUGAUUCUGUCGGCAAUGAAAUCUCAGGUACCCGAUCAACAAAUUCGACGCCAAAUUGUGAUGCACCAGCCAAAUGUCCUGACCCUGGAUGCGAAGUAGAGGAAAUAUGCCCUCAUGGACGUUUAUUGGACAACAAAGGAUGUUCCACGUGUGUUUGCAGAGACCCUUGCGCUGAAGCUAAAUGUAGAGAUGAUGAGAUAUGUGAUCUUGUUCCAUUAGAUUGUGAGGGAGAAACCUGCCCACCACUUGCCCGUUGCUCCCCUUCGCCGCAAUGCCCAGAGGGAGAGCCGCUGCAAGCUCCAGAUGGUUCGGGAGCUUUGCUUUGUGGGCCGAGUGCUGCAGCCUGUCCCUACACCCAUGCUUGUCGCUUCGCACCCCAUGACUCGAGGCCUUCCGUCUGUUGUCCUAAGCCACGAACAGUCUGUUUUGAAAGUAAAGACGAAGGUGAUUGUGAAAGUGGCGAGGGUUUGAACACGACGCGAUGGCACUUCAAUCACGAACGCAACCGGUGUGAGAGGUUCCGCUACCAUGGCUGCUCGGGCAACCACAACAACUUCCGGACUAAAGACGAAUGCAACUCUGUAUGCCCUGAGAAGAAAGUGAGGGGACAGUUAAAGAAAGAACAGAACAGGAAGAAAAUUAAAGGCUCAGAAGUGUUAAGUCCUUGCGAACGAUUACGAGAAAAGAACGAAGCCGCUGCUCAGAAGUAUGGCAAAGGAACUUUCAUUCCCAAGUGUGACGCCAGCGGCGCUUGGGAAUCAGUACAGUGCAUGUCGCAUAUUGAUGUGUGCUGGUGUGUAAGCGCCCGAGGAGAACCGCAAAAGGGGUCCCUAGUACGAGGAGCAAAACCAACGUGCAAUUUCAGACAAGCUCGUAAAUGGGUGCGAAGGGAUCCAUUAGACGAGAAAGCAAGAGCUGAUGAAGUGCUAGAAGAAUUGAUCAGACAAAUGACAACGUUCAGAGAAGAUGAACUCGAAGAAGUAGACGAAGACUUAGAUCUCGAGCCCGAACACAGAGGAGGUGAUGAUCCAAUUUCCACAGAAGGUUCAUCAAGUGAAGAUACAUCAGUGCUCUCAGAAGUAAUUGAACCGAAGUUAGCCGAAAGUACGAGAAAAAAUAUAGCGCCAGUCGAAAUUGUUGCGGAGAAAAUUAGCUUCAAGACCAAGUGUCAGCUGAUGCAAGAAGAAAUUGAUAACGGCGCUGAGGGUUGGAGGCCCAGAUGCAUGCCGGAUGGAUCGUUCGCACCGCGGCAGUGUGGUCGAGCGCGAUGCUGGUGCGUGGAUGCGGCAGGGCAGGUGCGACCUGGUACCAGCUCCUUUAGCACUGAGCCUUGUGAGGUCACACAAAUAGAGUCAGCUCUCCUAGAGUUAGAACUGAUCGGUGCUGAAGAGGCAAUUGGAAAUAAGGCCCAAGCUUUACUUGCAUCGCGACUCUCCGCUUUGGGCUCCCAAGUGCCAGUAACUGUCAGCAAAGAUCGGGAGGCCGUGAAACUACGAGCUAUGCUGCCUGGGCCUCGAGCUGCCGAUUUGGUUUACCAUCUGGAAUCGCAGGUCAAAAAGGAAAAGCUAUCGGGUGCUAACAAGUCUGACGAAGGCAUCAUCGGGGCGGAUGUCAUCCGUAGCGAAUACCGACUGGUGGCGCCUAUGCCUGCCAUUCAGAGGGAGAUACUAAGCGAAUCCACGGUUUCCGCAGCUACUUCAUAUCACACCGCUCUCAUCGUCCUAGCAGCGACAUCUGCCUUCAUAAUCAGCAUUUUAUGUGUGUUAGUGAUGCUUUACCGAGCCAGAUUACAACGGGAACCCCACAAAGCGGAACGAUUCCUUCCAGCAGCGCCUCCCGUAUACGUGUUGUCUGCUGACGAAAAAGCGGAAUUGGCGAGAGUGUUGCACGCCCCGCCACCACCAGUCCCUCCUAGUGAAGAUCACACGAGAGUCUAAAGAGUACAUACAAUAUCAAUGUUAUCUAUCCUCUGAGAGUAUGUUUAUUUUAGUCGGGGAGCCUAAGUGGGGAUUUUGGGAUUAACUCAAGCGGGACAGAUGCAUGUUGUUGAGUACCUCCAACAAGCCCUUGAUGUUGGCAAAAUAGUUAGGGUAAACAAUAAAAACAGAAACACGUCAGAUUAAGGCUAAGUAGCGUGCAUUUCUAAUAUUUGAGGGUAACUUAGGAGACACUGAACAUUUAAUAAUUUAUAUUUCUAUGCUUAGGGAUUUAUUUCUUCAAGAGCCACUAGAAUUUUUAAUUCGAUGAAACUAUCCCAAAAUGAAAUAAAGUUAAUGAAACAAUAUAUUAUAAUCUAUCGAUUUUCGCAAUACGAAACGAAGUGAUAAACAUUGCCUUCAAUCUGAAUAUGUUUUCCGACCCCUGAAAGCGUAAAUAUUAUAAAACCAUAUAAUCUUCAUACAUUAUACCUCCUCUAGCAAAUAUAACAAUUCCCCGCGAAGUUUUAGUAAAUACCUAUUUAAUAUCAUGGGCUCCCCUACCAUAGAGAACAAUGUUGAAAGGGAAUGAAUUAUGGUACCUAAUGACGUCACUACGUCACACAAAUUAAAAAUGACGACCAGAUGUAACACGUUAAAAAAAUAACAGAUUGAGUAUUUGAAUAACGAACGUAACUUUAUAUUACCUGCCAAGAAUCAAAAUGUUCGUCUAAAGAGAUAGGAGAUAAUACAAGAGGCUUUAGAUUUUAAUAAUGAUUGAUUAUUUAUGUAUUAUGUUACAUCAUAUUAAAUUACACUAUUACAAGCACUUCAGCUUGGCCUAAUAUUUUUAGGGGUACGAAGCAGCGUUGGCAGCGUUUUAUAAAUUGUGCUGUGAAUGACUAUUACCCAACUAAUUUGGUCUUCUAAUGUUUAUAGGCAUAGUAUAGAUUAACGUAUAUAUAUUUUAAUAUACGAGGAUACGUACCUAAAUUAAACUUAUGAUUUUAAAUUUAGAACUAACUUCAUUUUGCAACUCAUUUUACCAAAAAUAUCAAACGGCCAAUGGAUACAUAAGAUCAUUAAAGUGGAUAGCAUGAGUUUGAUGCUUAAACUUUCUGUGAAUAGAGCGUAGGUUGCGAGUAAAGUGAUAAAAUACGUUUAUUUGGAGCCUUGGUUAACCUAGUGAUGGUAAUCAUUUGAUAACCUAAAGGUGUGUCUAAUAAUGCCAGCUUUGUUUUGAUAAGUUUAAUGACGAUCGGGAUGGAUAAAUUAUUAUUAUACGUAAUAUACUGACAUACAUAGUACAUACUGACGGGUAAGUGCGUCCGCAUCGUACGGAUCACACGAAUCUUUCGUAAUCGUUUAAUGCGAUGCGUCCGUUAUAUACGAUGCGGAUCUGUGGACGCAUGCCUUUACGCGCCAGUAUAAAAAUAAAUCCUCUUUAUGGACUCACGUUCGGAUACUUCGCACGUAUUAAAUCUUAAAAGUUUUUCUUUUUAUCGAAUAUUAGUAUAUCUUCCGACUGACCAACUCAAGAACUGCCUAAUAAAAAAUAUUGGAAAGUAAAUAUAUUUGUAAUUUAUUUCAACGUAACUUCGAUGUUGGACUUAGAACGAUGUCAUUGAGAAAUAAAUCUCGAUGUCGGUUUCGGAGGUGGGUAGGGUUUGUUAGUAACUUUAGAAUUUGAAUAGGGUCCAAUUGGCUAGCAACUCGUGAUCUUUAAUAAACUUCUUUAGUCCUUCAUUAUCAUAAAAUAAAAUAUUAGUGUUUAGGGAAUCUCACAUGGCCUUGAACGAAUUUAAUAACUUUGUAAAAUAGUUAAGUUUUUUUUGUUUUACGUUUGAGAUUUUAGAUAUGAAGAAAUUUUUAUUCGUUCUAGCGCACAAUGUUUGUAUAUUUACAAAGUUUAUGUACUUACUCGUAAUAGACUUCUUCUUCAUUUUGAAAUUAUGAUAAAUAAAAUAAUAUUUAAGGAUUCUUGUAUAAUAAUAUCGAUAGUAUUAUAAUUAUAAUCAAAUAAUUAAUUACCUUUUUAUUAUUACUUUACAAAUGAAGUAUCUAGUAGUACCUAAGUGCUGUAAAAAGAAAGCGCAGGGGCGGGCGUCGACUAAAACGACGAACGCCUAUACGCACCUUUAGUUCCUCUCGCCGAGAUUCUCUCAACAGUGUGAUUUUAUUAAAUAUAGUCACUUAAAUAUGAGGGUUUCUCAGUGCAGAACUAAUCUAGUCUCUUAAUUUCAGUAAAACCUUUCAAAUUUGUCUCCAUUUUAAGUUUCAUCAGGAACUGUACCUAAUUUCUAGAUAUAAGUAUUUUGAGAUGUAAGCAAUUUACGGUUAAAUUCAAAAUACAUAUUAUGUAUUAGGUUUAUUGUUUCAUUCUUUUUAAUUUAGAUUAUUAGUAAAGUUUUUAUUAUAUUAUUAUUGAAUAGUAAGUAUAUUAUAUUAUAUAUUAUUUAAAAUGUUCAUGUAAAAUAAAAUUAAAAGAUAAUAAUUUUA
Molecule: messenger RNA, 7076 nt
Organism: Bicyclus anynana (squinting bush brown)
Lineage: Eukaryota; Metazoa; Arthropoda; Insecta; Lepidoptera; Nymphalidae
Product: neurogenic locus notch homolog protein 1
Exons: 25
Coding region: 192-4598 (1468 amino acids)
Biological process (GO): cell-matrix adhesion
Cellular component (GO): extracellular region; basement membrane
Molecular function (GO): serine-type endopeptidase inhibitor activity
Source: RefSeq, a predicted model, not a curated record